Messenger RNA from Clonostachys rhizophaga, 1374 nucleotides. NCBI's taxonomy places the organism in Eukaryota, Fungi, Ascomycota, Sordariomycetes, Hypocreales, Bionectriaceae. The record is from the annotation of a GenBank genome assembly.
AUGAUCUCGAGAUCGUCUCUCGCCCGAAACGCGCAGAAGGCCGCUUGCCGGUCAUGGGCUGCCCAGCCCCUGCAGCGAAGAGCCUUUGCCUCAGCUGCGAACACUGGCGCCUUUGAGUCUUCGGAUGUUUCUGGACUCAAGGUUGCCUCGCGCGAUGCUCACGGCCCCACGACGAAGCUUGCCAUUGUUGCCAAGGCUGGAACUCGUUAUCAGCCCCUCCCCGGAUUGGCUGUUGGUCUCGAGGAGUUUGCUUUCAAGAACACCCAACGCCGAUCUGCCCUCCGAAUUACUCGCGAAUCCGAGCUCCUUGGUGGCCAAUUGACCGCAUCCCACACCCGUGAGGCUGUUGUUCUCCAGGCCAGCUUCCUACGCGAGGAUCUGCCUUACUUCGCCGAGCUGUUGGCCGAGGUUGUCUCUUCCACCAAGUACACCACCCACGAGUUCCACGAGGAUGUUGAGCGAGUUCUCCAUCUCAAGCAAGCUGCCUUCAAUGCCGAUGUCAACGCUCUCGCCCUCGAUAACGCUCACGCCGUCGCCUUCCAUGUCGGUCUGGGUGCCCCCGUCUAUCCUACUCCCACGACUCCGUACCAGAAGUACCUGAACGAGGAGUACAUUGCUAGCUACGCCGACGUCGUUUACACCAAGCCUAACAUCGCUCUUGUUGCUGAGGGUGCUCCUUCCCAGGAUCUCUCCAAGUGGGUUGGUCAGUUCUUCAAGGACGUUCCCUCUGCCUCUCAAAGCGGUCAGUCCCUGAAGGUUGAGGCUUCCAAGUACUAUGGUGGUGAGCAGCGCACAUCUCACACCGGUGGCAAUGCUCUGGUCAUUGCUUUCCCCGGCUCUGAAGUUUCCAACGCCAAGCCCGAGAUUGCUGUCCUUGCUGCUCUUCUCGGCGGCCAGUCUAGCAUCAAGUGGUCAUCUGGCUACAGCCUUCUCGCCAAGGCAACUGCUGGCACCUCCGGCCUCUCUGUUACUACCUCUAACCUCGCUUACUCUGAUGCUGGUCUCCUCGCCAUCCAGCUCUCUGGUCCUGCUGCCUCUGUCCGCAAGGGUGCCGAGGCCACCGUGAAGGCCCUCGAGACCAUUGCCAACGGCUCUGUCAGCCAGGAAGAUGUCUCCAAGGCUGUUGCCAAUGCCAAGUUCAACGUUCUGGAUAGCGCCCAACAACCGGAUGCCGCACUCCACCUCGCUGGAUCUGGCAUUGUCAACACUGGUAGCCCCUAUGACAUUGCUAAAUCUGUCAAAGCUAUCGAGGCUGUCACCGCUGACGCCCUGAAGACCACUGCCAAGGCUCUUUUGGACGGAAAGGCGACUGUAUCUACAGUGGGUGAUCUUUUCGUUCUCCCAUACGCCGAGGAGAUUGGUCUUAGGGUAUAG